CUCGACCACACCUCCACCCCCCAGGAAGCAGCCCGUGACAGCUAGCUAACUCCCAGGCAUGAUGGGGGUGUGUGAGUGGCGGCGACAGAUCACCAGCAGGAGACGCAGCAGCAGCAGCAGCAGCAGGGUGGGCGUGGUGAGGGCGCGGUGACGCACCUCCAGGAUGGUGCGUCACGCCCACCACCACCACAUGCGCCUCCACCGGCCACAACACCGCCACUCCCCGGCCCUCCACGACACCGGCAUAGAGUUGGAGCCCCUGGUGGAGGGUGAACACCCUCAGCCCCUCCCUAGCACCCUCGGAGCUCGGCACCACCAGGGAGGCGGCGGCGGCGGCGACGAUGGCGGUGGCGGCGGGACGGGCGACGACGGGACGAGGAAGGUGUGUGUGCUGCCUCACGUCGGCCUCUUCAUGGCGGUCCUCUCCUCCCUCUUCUUCUCCCUCUGCUCCCUCAUCGUCAAGAUUCUCUCAGACGUGAGUCCGAUGGAGCUGGCGGUGUUCCGGUUCGUGGGUAUCCUGCUUCCGACGCUGCCGCUGCUCCUGCGCAGGGGAGACCCGCCGUUUCCGCGGGGCCUUCGCCUCAUGCUGGUGCUGAGGGGCCUAGUGGGGGCCACCUCUCUCAUGCUCCAGUUCUACGCCUUCCGACACAUGCCUCUUGCUGACGCCUCUGUCAUCGUCUUCAGCGUACCAGUGUUCGUAGCGGUGUUCGCGCGAGUGUUUCUUGGUGAGCCGUGUGGACUGUUCAACGGUGUUGUGAUUAUCCUAACCGUGGCUGGGGUCGUCCUUAUUGCCCGCCCUCCACUGCUCUUUGGUUCGCUGUCUGACGCUUACACGCUGGAGAACUGGUGGGGCGCUGCGGCUGCUAUCAGUGGGACCGUAGUCGCCGCAAAUGUUUAUGUAAUUUUGCGAGUGCUGAAGGGGCUGCACUUCUCUGUGAUCAUGACCAACUUUGCAGUGGUAGCACUGCUCCUGACGCCAGUGGUGUCGUGGGUGAGAGGCGACCUGUGCGUCCCGCGCUGCGGCAGUGAGCGGUACCUUAUCCUGGCCAUUGGGGCCUUCAGCUUCGGUGGACAAAUUCUCCUGACAAAGGCCCUGCAGCUGGAACAAGCAGGACCUGUCUCCAUUGCGCGGACAGCUGACGUUGUCUUCGCAUUCAUAUGGCAGGCCAUUUUCUUCCAUGAGCUGCCAGAUAGGCUCAGUUUACUGGGCGCCCUCUUGGUAACGUCAUGCGUCUUACUGACAGGGUUCCGCAAGUGGGUGAUGUCCCUACCGGAGACUUCAGCCACUCGGCGGAGACUUCGUUGUCUCACCUGCUGACCUUAGUGGCCCACAUGGACUUCUAUGAUCUUUGGGUCCUUUCAAAGUGAUCAAACACAUGAAGUCGCACACACAUUCAUAGUUGGUUAGUUCAUUCCUACAUUUUUUUGUUUUUAGGAGGAUGGCUGUAAUGAUAUUAAGUUUUAGCAUUUCAAUUAACAGAAGAUACUAUGUCGUCUCUAUCUGCAUUAUCCUAGUUGUAGAAUUUACAUACAUUUUUAAAAGUAAAUUAGAAACAUUUUAAUGGAGCAAUAUGGAAAGUUUGCAAGCAUUCAAUAAUGGUAGUGUCUAUGGUUUACCCAGUGUGUCUGACGGAAGUGGAGUAGCCACCUGGCUCUCAAGUGUAUACAUUUCUCUUUAUAUUUUCUUGAGAGUUUUCACGAAGAGUCUUAAUCAAAGUAUACAUUCUUUUCAAAUUCUUAAUUGGUGAAUAAUAAUUUAAUGUGUACAUAAUUUAUUUGUUCAUAAAUGUAAAUCUUUUUCCAUAUUUGUCAUGAUAUUUUGUAGUAAAAAAAAGCCAGGCAUAGCUUUACUAUCUAACUGUAUUGUGUACUUUAUAGAGUUUAAGGAAAUUCUUGUUCCUUUUUUUUCUUGAAUCUUACCACGUCUCCAAAUACCAGUCUGGAGUCACUCUUUAACACCAUAAACUGACACCAUAUGAUGACACUAUAUGAUGACACUAUAUACUGAUAUCAAAUGAUGAAUGGUUUUUUCUCAUCAUCGAAUAUUUUCUACUCUAUUUUUGUUUUCCUUUUUGGUGUUAUUGCUUCUUCUAGAUUACUUUUCUCUCUCAUGUCACUACUAAACCAUAUUUAUUUUUCUGAAUGGCUUUUGUGUAUACUGUAUGACCUGCAGGUAAAAGUUUAAGUCCUUAGUGAACCCACACAAUGUAGCUGUGAUUUUUUCCUUUGAGUAAGUUACUCAGUUACAUGGGAACCUCAGAAGACUGUUUAAGUGCUACAAGUUCUAUUUCUAGGGUUAAAGCCCUUUAGUAAUAUAUUAUAUCUCUGCUGAAUGAGCCAAAUUCACAUAAUAAUUAUUUGAUCAACAAUAUUUUCUUAUGCUUUGACAGAUACAUUCACCUCAAUAAUUGAUUGUAUUAUGCAUACUGUAUAUUUUGCACAAAAGCUAACGUAGCAGUCUAAAUAGCCUGACUAUUCGUCAGUACUACUUGAGUAAAAUUUGAUGGAUAUUAAAUAAUGAAAUGAUAUUAAAUAAUAUAAAUUGUUACUGACAAAUGUAAAUAUCAAUUUAUAUAAAUUCCAGGGAUGAUAGACUAAAACAGUAAUCUUUUUGGCAAGCAAAGUCUUGCCUACUAAGCUAAGUCAGACAACUCUUCCUAUAAAAUUCUAUGACCUCUCAGACUCAGAGGUACUCAGACCACUGGGAAAAGGCACAGCAGCCUUGGAGCGUUAUUUAGCCUAUCAACCUUUGUAGGCUAAUUAAGCUCCAUCGAUUUCAGGAGGGUUAUUAAGGCCACAAUAGCUUACUGAUCAACCAGCAAGUAUACUUUAAUCCUGAACAUAGUCCAGGAUUAAAGAACAGUACUCUCUCAGUGUAUAUGCACCGAGAAGAUAAAUAUAUUACCCUGUUCUGGGAUUGUAUUUUUAGUCAUCAAACUAUACUCAUAUUGUUUGCAGGGAUUCAGUAUAAAUUUGAGUAUUGAUUUCAAGUACUGUAUUUGAGAGGAGAUAUUAUUUUGUGCCUGGUCAUGUUUAUAUUGGUCACAGAUAUAUAUUUGAGCUUAUAUUAUUAUUUUCCAUAUUAAAUUUCAUUCAUUUUCUGCCACAUGACUCACAAAUCUUAUGAAAUGUUUAUUUUUACAGUAUUUCUUAAUAUCUACAGAAGUCUUUCCACAUUUUUAACCAAAAUAUCAUGUUUCGGUUUUCCCCAUAUUCAUUUAUUGCUUCAUUAUUUAAAUACUUUGCACGCUUUUUUGUCCAUCAUCCCACUCUCAACAAUGUAUCAUCACUGUGUUAAUCUGCACCAACAAAGUUAUUGCCUCUUUAGUCUUCACUUGCAGGAUUGCAUUCCCCAUCAUCAUGCAAUUUAAAUUUGUACAUACUGACAUGUCCAUUUUUUAACUUCAUGAUUGCUUUAACAGAAAAAAACACAAUGAUGGGGAACAAAAACAACAUAAUUUAAUCAAGGCCUAAUUUAGCAUAACUUUGGCCUAAUUUAGCAUAACCUAGGCCUAAUUUAGUAUAACUUUGGCCUAAUUGAUCACAAUCUUGGUCUAAUUUAAUUCUAGGUUAGAUUAGGUUAGGUCUAUAUUUGGUUUGAUAUAAAAGAUUAUUUUCACCCAUUAAAAUUUCAAUUUAUUUUAUUCUCGUUUUGUCUGUUAUAACUAAAUUUUAUAUUACAUUGUUAAAGUACAACACAUACUUAUUUAUCACUAUGAACUUAUAAGUAAAGCACAUGUGUGUGAGGAAAGAUUGAGGAUUAUCACUAUUAGUUUGCACCAGCAUCAUCUUCACCUCUUUAUGUGCAAUAAUAUUAUUAUCUUCUAAAUUUAUAUGCUACAAGCUAAUCACUAUUAGAUAUGAACAAACAUCAUCCUCACUUCUUUAUUUGCACCAAUGUUAUUGUCACAUCAUUGAACCAAUUUCAUUAUCACUUUUAUCCACCUUAGCAUGAUCAUGGCUAUUUUCAUGUGAGCCAGCAACAUUGUCACCAUCAUUCAAGCAAUCAUUAUCAUUACAGUUUUUUUUUUUUGAAUCCUUAAGGAUUACAACUACUUCUGCCCCAUUAUCACCAUCAUCAUCUUUGUGUCUUUCCUGAGAACCAGUGAUGUGGUCUCUGCUUUUAAUGCACCAAUUGCACAAUAUCAGCUACACUUCCUUCAUUAGAACAGACAUGGCACUCCCCACUCCAACCUAUGGCACUCCCCUUGAUUCCACUAUUCAUCUUAAACUGUCACUGGCAUCUACUUCUUCACCAGAGGCAUGUUUUCGGUCCUGUCCUCUUGGAUCAUAACUUGCCCCAUAUUUGCACCUCUUUCCAAAUUCAUCAGUCUGCUAAAACUGGUAGUUUGGCUACAGAACCAAGCUAUAUCAGCUGGUCUGAGAUUCACAAAAUAGACCAAUAGAGUUUCAUUUUCCUUAAAUACAAGGAAACAGCCAUAAUGGAACUGUAUUGAUAUUUUAGUGAAUAUAAUUCAGUACUUUGACUAGCAAGUUCUUAGCAAGCACAAAGUUAAUAGAUCACCUUGGUAGAUGACCAAUUAAGUUAUGUAAUUUUAGGGGGUACGAUGUAUUCCCGUAAUAAAAAAUGCAGAGGUAGUAUGUUAAAAGGUGUGUAUUAAAGGAUUAUUUUUUUUUUAGAAUAAACCCUCUUAAGAUAGUAUUUUCUAAGGAUGAUCUUAGUAAUAGAUUUUAAUUUAAGGAGAAGGCCCUAAAAUUCCUAGAGACCAAAUAUUUCAAUGAAAUUAAAAAAUCAAUUAAUACAAAAUAGGAACACAACCAUUUCUCAGGAACUGAUAAAUAGAAUUCAGCACCAAAAAAAAGUCAUUAGAUUUUUUUAGAGAAAUUAAAAUAGUUGUAUAUUAAUAAGAAAUCAAAAGAAAUUGCAGACUUUGAUAGUGUACAGUGAUGAAAAUUAUACUUACACCUCUUAGGGAAAAAAAUGAUAUGUGAAAAUUAAUCUGAAUGCAGUUGUGUACAAAUUAGACUUCAGAUUGUCAAUUGAAAUAUAUUUCUAGUUAAAAUUCAUAAUGAUACUACAGUAUCUUUCUAAAUUUCACAAGCUGUAACUAUGUGUUGGAAGUUUAGUGUGACAAAAUAUACGUCCAUUUAUCAAGAUGUUGCAUGAGCUCAAAUCAUAGAUUUAUAGCAAGAAGUGUUUGUGUGUGCAUUCUGAAGGAGUAUGGUCUUGACAAAAAUUAUAGUGGGUAAAAAUGUUAAAUAUGUUAUUAAAAGUACAGGUUUUAAUUUUGUUACUGUGUCAUUUUUGUUUUCAAUUGAAAUAAUAUUGCAGCAUUAUUUACUUAAGUAUAUAGUAGCUGAUUUAUAGUCAUAAUAGGAUAUAUUAUGUUUGUUUAUCACUAAGUUGUGUGCAGGAAUGUUCAAAGCAUAUAAACAAAUAUUACUUUCAAGUUUGUUAAGUGUGAGAAAUAACUCAAAAUAUUUUCAGGUACUGUGAUUAGUUUUAGGUUUAUGAAAUAGAAAAAUGCAUUAGUGUACAGUGUAUUCUUUUUUUCAGUAGCUUUUCAUGGGACAUAUGUCAAGGUGCAACAUUGCAUGGAAAGGCUAUUAAAAAAAGCUCCGGUGCAAUAUGUACAUUAUAUAUGGGUCUUUGUUAUCACAAUGCCUUCGACCUUUCACUAAGAGUUCACAAUUUUUAUGUAAUCAUUAGCCCAAGAAAGUGAAAAUCCUGUGAUAACAUAUUGGUAAUUACUCUAUUCUGAGUCCUUUUAAUGGGUGGCAUAAAAGUAAUGCUUUUUUGUAAAAUGAAGCUGUAUAAAAUAUUGAAAAGAAAAAUGUAUUUAAUGUUGCUUGUGAUGAACUUGGUCAGUAUAUAUAUAUCUAGAGUUGUAUGACACACAUAAACAAUCAGCACUUUGAUAGCACAGAAUUUAUAAGUAGGUCCCAUAGAUGUAUAAUAAAUAAAGGCCUUUCUCAGGGUAUAUCACACCUGUCUUGAGCAAGUAGGGAUUAAAAAAAAAACAGUAAUUUUGUCCCUAUUCCAAAUAUUUUGAAAGCCGUUAAAUUCUAACAUUAGUUAUUUUUAACAUAAAGUUCAAUUUCUCAUUACUAAGCAAAGGUGUGAACAACAUGUAAUUAAAUCUAUCAGAAAAAGAGGUCAGAUAAUAGCAGUAGAUAUUAAUAUAAGCAACAUGAGCAGAAGAUGUUGAUGAUAUAAAGAUUACAUCAAAAUUAUAGAUGAAUGUUAAUGAUGGAACUGAGAAUAAAUAUCUGACAGUUUAUAUCACAAAUGAGAGCCAUAUGUAGUCAUGCAAAGCUGUAUAUCAUCUCUAUACCUCACAAUAUUGCAUCAUUUCUUCUUUAUUGUCAUCUUUUCUGAAAGAUGUAAUUCACUGAAUGGUGACACUCAAAACACUUCAUUAUCACUGCGGUCUAGUGACUACAUGUGUGUGAAAACAGUGAUGUGGUCCCCAAUGUGUUAUACAUGUGGUGACUAUCGUGAGUGGUCAUGUCAGUGACUCUCACUGUCUCUCUCAUUUAAUUGUUCUUUUCGGAUAAAUAUCAAGUCUCUCUCUAGCUUGGCUGUAUUAUACUUCAUAAUGCUACUCAUUAAUCUUUCACAAGAAAAUGAUUAGCCAAUCUAGAGAACCAGUGCUUUGCUCUGUUUUAGUUUGUGACAUAAUAUAUUUUGCAGUAGAACAAUUGAAUUGGAAUUGAGAUGUGUUGCUUUAUUUAAAUGUGGACCAGAAUGCAGUUCUUAACAGCAAAUUAACUUCUAUACAGGAUGUUUCUGCUUCGGUUAUGUUCCAUUUUAUCGUUUGCCCUUCACUUGCAAUUGAAUGUGAUUCCAUGAUUUUGUACAAAGUUGUGCACAUUAAAUAUUUAACUGGUGAUAGGAAUUUUGCAAAUGUGUUUAAUAGUUUUGUAACUAUUUGUUCAGAAGAAGAAAGCAAUGUAAAUAGAUGUGUAUUGCAUUAAAAUGUUGUGGAAUGGUUGAGAUAAAUGCAGAGUUUGG
Procambarus clarkii (red swamp crayfish) is the source of this 6976-nucleotide messenger RNA. The record is from RefSeq and is a predicted model, not a curated record. Lineage: Eukaryota; Metazoa; Arthropoda; Malacostraca; Decapoda; Cambaridae.